AUGGCUAACCGCCGAGAAAAUCCAGAUGGGAGGGAUCGAAGGAUGCUGGCCACAUUAAGGGCGAAUUUGGGAAUGCGGGAAGCCCCGAAAGCACAGCCCCAACGGGUUAACCCCACUCCAAGAUCUCGCUACAAAACUGUUGAGGAGGCGUUGGAAUGUCUGAAUAAGGCUCUCGUUCAGCCAUCUACCUCAUUAUACGAUUUUGGUAAGUUCAAUUUGAAUUACAGUGACUUCAAACAUUAAUUAAAACUGUUCAGAACUUUUCCUACGGCAACAAAGCAAACAAUUUGAUGCCGAAACGUGUGAAUUAAUCGCCGACAGUAUUAAAAAGUAUUGUAUGAAGUCUGAAGAGUAUAGAUUCAUCAUAAAAGUGGCCAGUGAUAAUAUAAGUAAGUAAAAGCGUUACUUUUUCAUUUUCUUCGAUGUUUAGAUUGUCUGGAUUUGGUAACAGCAAUAGCCAAAGAAUUUCUGAUCUUGGCAAAUGAGUACAUGACAGAUGAAGACAUCGGGAAACAACAAUUCCCAGAACUGAUGGGCAGUGUGAUUGCCUGGAAAUGGCCUCCGGGCAAAGCGAAAGCCAUCGAAAGUGUGAACCCGAUUCUUUAUCUCGGGAUUAACGUAGUCAUGUCUUGGGUCAAUGUAAUGGACAGUUAUGGUGUAAGCGGAAUCAUAAACAAUUUUGUUAUUGUUCUUCUAAUAAAUUGAUCUUUAACACAAUGAUUAAUGUCAUGUUUUCCAGAAAGCUCCAGAUUCCAAAAAAAGAAACGAAAAAAAUGAAGAGAACAAUGAAGAUGACAGCGAUGACGACAUUGCAGGGGAAAGUGAUGAAGAAGAAGAGAUGUUCUCUCAAGAGGUCACCGAACUGGCCAUCGCCGCUGUUUGCACUGUAUGUAAUGUGGCCCAAAGAAAUUUCUGGCUCAAUUUCAUGGAGGAAUUCGACAAAGUUUUUGUGGUUGUUAAAGCCUUGUUGAUUGCAAACGUUACACUCUCCAAGUGAGUUCUUCUGUUUCGUCACCGUUUUUGUUUUCGAAAAGGAUAAUAAUAUUAUUAGUUCUUUGCAGAAGUAGCAAAGAGAGUCUCCUGAACUUGUACAUUAAUUUGUUUAAAUGGUCCGCUACUGGUCAGACGAAACAAACCACUAGUCACACUCAGACUUAA
Bursaphelenchus xylophilus (pine wood nematode) is the source of this 1158-nucleotide messenger RNA. The record is from the annotation of a GenBank genome assembly. NCBI's taxonomy places the organism in Eukaryota, Metazoa, Nematoda, Chromadorea, Rhabditida, Aphelenchoididae.